Molecule: messenger RNA, 507 nt
Organism: Emiliania huxleyi CCMP1516
Lineage: Eukaryota; Haptophyta; Isochrysidales; Noelaerhabdaceae
Exons: 1
Cellular component (GO): cytoplasm
Molecular function (GO): GTP binding; GTPase activity
Source: RefSeq, a predicted model, not a curated record
AUGGCGGCGGCGAGGAGCCUGAGCGCCACGGCUCAAACGCUGGCGACGGCGCUCGUCGCGGGCGAGCGGCGAGCGCUGAGCAAGGCGAUCACGCUCGUGGAGUCGACGCAGCCUGCGAGCCGCGAGGCGGCGGACGAGCUGCUCUCACUCGUCCUGCCGCAGCGCGACGCGUCGCGCUGCCUCCGGCUGGGCAUCUCGGGGCCGCCGGGCACCGGCAAGUCGACGCUCAUCGAGUCGCUCGGCCUCGAGCUCGCCUCGCGCCGCCACCGGCUCGCGGUGCUCGCCGUCGAUCCGUCGUCGCACCGGAGCGGCGGCUCGGUGCUGGGGGACAAGACGCGGAUGCCGCAGCUGUCGGCCAACCCCGCCGCCUUCAUCCGCCCGUCGCCCGCGCAGGGCGUCCUCGGCGGCGUCGCGCGCCGGACAGAGGACGUCGCGCUGCUGUGCGAGAGCGGCGGGUACGACCGAGUGGUCGUCGAGACGGUGGGCGUCGGGCAGUCGGAGGUGGUG